AUGGAUGGACUAAAACAGCCUCAGCACAGACCUUUAAAGUGCUAUGUGCUUCCUCAUCCUCGUCAUCCUCAUGACGAAGGAGUGAGCGCUGGAGACGAGAUCCUGCAGCUGAACGGGAAAGACUCUCUGUGCCUGACCUUCUCCGACAUGAAGACGGCGUUCUCCAAAGCCUCUCUGUCUCUGACCGUCAGCACACUGCCCCCUGUGGACCGGAGGCAGCUGUGCUUCCUGCCCCCACGCCGCUCUGGGGCUGAGGACGACCUGUACACAGACAUCUUCUCCCAGAGCCAAGGUGAGCUCUAA
This is a messenger RNA of Knipowitschia caucasica, 303 nucleotides long. The record is from the annotation of a GenBank genome assembly. NCBI's taxonomy places the organism in Eukaryota, Metazoa, Chordata, Actinopteri, Gobiiformes, Gobiidae.